GCCUCGUAGUCUCUCCUUAAACUAUUGAUAACAUAUCGGGUGUCUGUUACUACUAACCAUACAGUAUAUACUGUUACUUCAGCCACUAACCAUACAGUAUAUUGUAUGACCACUCAUGUGGUCAGCCCGCGAUAUUUGAAUCGAUAUUUGCAAAAAGCUCCUUUGAAGUACGGCCACGACUCGUUAUCCCUCCGUUAAAUACUGAUAACAUAUCUGUAUUUGCCUAAGCAGAAAGAGAGACAGGCUCCUUACCCACACAAUACUUUGAUUGACUUCGCAAGCAAUUCAGAAAUUACCUCUAACGGACAUCGACGGGAAAGCAGGGUAGAAAAAAAUGGGUGCAAUGGAGCCACGAUCUGAUGAGGUACUGCACCUAAAGGAGGAUUUAGCCCAACUCCAAGCAGAGCUGGAUGCAGCCUACGAUAUUAUCAGUGAGAUGGACGAUGACGAUAUUUUGGAAAUUCAAAACCAAUGGCUGCGCGAUGAACUGAAAGAAUUCAAAGAAAAAUCAGGAUGGGAAGAUCUUGGAGAUGUAUCACACAGAAACAUAGGGGAGCGGCAAUCUGAUCGACAUAAGCGUCGCAGAUAUAGAGAGAAUGUGGCCCGCGGCAUGCAUGGACAGAGUCUGAAAGAUUUAGCACUAGAGCGACGAUAUGGACGGCAAUGGGAUGGAUCGGUUAUAGGGGAACUACUCCGAUGCUGCAGGGCGGGAGCGGCUCAGAAUUGAAUCUUUAUAUUAUUUACUAUGCACAUUCGCACAAUUAUAGACGUUCGACAGUAUUAGGUAUUAAAAAUCUUAUCAAAUGUA
Messenger RNA from Drosophila pseudoobscura, 808 nucleotides. RefSeq lists its product as uncharacterized. The transcript is spliced from 2 exons. The coding region runs from base 335 to 727 and encodes 130 amino acids. The record is from RefSeq and is a predicted model, not a curated record. NCBI's taxonomy places the organism in Eukaryota, Metazoa, Arthropoda, Insecta, Diptera, Drosophilidae.